GCGCAUGCGUUUGACGUCAUAACAAAAAAUAUUUUUAUGUAGGAUAGAAGAUCAAUGAAAUAGACUGUAAGCGGUGGCCAAAAGCACUUAAGGGAAUACAUAAACACGUGAAACAGAGAUAUCAGCUUAAUAUCUUAAGCAGAGCUAAUGAAACUGGACUUUCCGGCGCGAACUGGAGGCAGAGACCUCUUUUUCUGUACUCGUUGUAGUACCGCCGCUGUCCGCGCGGACUCCUGUUGCUUCCCUGCGCUGCGUGCGGUUCCGGCUUCGAACGCGUCCUGCUUUGCCGCUGAAGCUGCGCUUUGCUGCGAAACCCAGCUGCUCCGUGACACCUGUCAAGCAUGGCGCAGCUCCGCUGAGGCAGACGUGGGGAGAAGCGCUGUCUCUGCAGAGGGAUGAACAACAAGGACCCGAAGGUGAAUUAGCCUGCGUCCUCAAAUCCAGUCGGCGCGUCCGCGAAGCCCGCAGCCACCGAUAACCGACCGGACACACACACACACACACACACACACGUCGCCGGUAAAAAAAAAAAUGCCGUCUCCGAAAGCCAAAAACAACGGGGGGCGAAGCAGCAGCAGUAGUCCCAGCAGCGUGGGCAGCAACAACGGGCGGUACGAGUUCAUGUCCCUGAGCCGGACUCCCCCGCCGCACCUUCUGCAGAGACAGGGCUCCGAUCCGACGUGCGCGCGCCUCCGCGCCUCCGAGAGCCCGACGCGCCGCCGCGGCUCGGCCUCCUCCUCCGGCGGGCCCUCGUCCUCGGGCGCCGGAGCAGCGCAGCAGAUGCCGGAGGAGGACUGCAUGCGCCUGAACCCGUCCUUGGUGGGCAUUGCGCUCAGCUCCCUGCUCGCCGUCGACCUGUGGCUCUCCAAGCGCCUCGGGGUGUGCGCCUGCGAGGACUCGUCCUGGGGCAGCGUGCGGCCGCUCAUGAAGCUCGUGGAGAUCUCGGGCCACGGCAUCCCCUGGCUGGCCGGCGUCCUCUACUGCCUCUACAAGAGUGACAGCGCAGCCGGCCAGGAGGUCAUGCUCAACCUCCUCAUGGCCCUCAUCCUUGACCUUGUGCUGGUUGGGGUGGUGAAGGCCAUCGUGCGCCGCCGCCGUCCCUCCCACAAUCGCAUGGACAUGUUCGCCACCUUCUCCGUGGACCGCUACUCCUUCCCAUCAGGCCAUGCCACACGAGCUGCCCUCUGUGCCCGCUUCCUGCUCGCUCACUUGGUACUGGCCGCCCCACUCCGAGUGCUGGUGCUGCUGUGGGCCGUGCUGGUGGGCCUCUCGCGCGUGCUGUUAGGUCGCCACAACGUAACAGACGUGGCCUUUGGCUUCGGCAUGGGCUACUGCCAGUACAACCUAGUGGAAGCGCUCUGGGUAUCACCAGUGGGACUGCAAGGCAUGCUGGGACUUUGGAACUAAGGAAAAUGCGUGAUUUGAGGGAUUUAAUGAGGAGCAAUAAGUGAUAGGGAUACAGUCGGCUAUUCGCAUCACUGUGCAUUUUAGUCCUGUCUGCUAAACACAACUGAUAAAAACACUGCAUAAAAAAUGGCUGCACUGUCGUGUUAUAUAUAAAUACUGUAAUUAUUGAUGUUAUGAAGAAUUUUUUGUGUACGUGUCUAUCUGUUUGCGUGGGUUAUUACCAUUAUAAUUACGUAAAGCACUGGGUCCGUAAAGCUUUUCACGGGUUCAAUAUUACACCAGAGUUGGAAAUGAUGAGCUCAUGGGCGCUGCUUUGUUAUACUUCAGCUUUCUGAUUGGAAAGCUAUGUUGAGUCAGUGUGCUGCAUUUUAAUAACACUUUAAUUCUAAUAAUAUUGAAUGUGACCAUUUGAAUUAAGGUAAUCAUGGGACUGAUGACUAAUGAAGGGGCCACUUUAGAAUGCAGUCCUGCUUACUUUGCUGAAUUUUGUGUGCUGUAGUUCUAGUUAGUUUGAAGCAGACUGCCUUUCCUUUUUUUUCGUAGGUUAUUAUAUUUUCUAUGAUGUUGAAUUAUUUUUAGUAUUUCUGUUCUCUGGUGAAGUAUGUUAUUGUGAGUUUUUACUGGGG
Scleropages formosus (Asian bonytongue) is the source of this 2033-nucleotide messenger RNA. It is a transcript of the gene plpp6, whose product is annotated as phospholipid phosphatase 6. Gene Ontology annotation, molecular function: sphingosine-1-phosphate phosphatase activity. NCBI's taxonomy places the organism in Eukaryota, Metazoa, Chordata, Actinopteri, Osteoglossiformes, Osteoglossidae. The transcript is spliced from 2 exons. Bases 532 to 1407 code for a protein of 291 amino acids. The record is from RefSeq and is a predicted model, not a curated record.